Molecule: messenger RNA, 1786 nt
Organism: Neltuma alba
Lineage: Eukaryota; Viridiplantae; Streptophyta; Magnoliopsida; Fabales; Fabaceae
Product: SWR1 complex subunit 2
Exons: 11
Coding region: 200-1267 (355 amino acids)
Cellular component (GO): nucleus
Source: RefSeq, a predicted model, not a curated record
AGGUUCAAGAAUCCUCUUGGACGGACUGCCCCUGCUUUAUGCUCUCACCUCACGAAACAAGUUCGCAUGCCCUCCCGAGGGCUGAUGCUUAUUAGUUCCAAUAAUUUUUCAUAAACAGAAGGGUGAAAUCAAGCGCUGCAGUCCAUCCGAGAUCGACAAACAUCCGACAGUACGCUCGUUAUUCUGUUCGGCAAUUGCCAUGGAGAGCUCGGGCAAAGAUGAGGCAACUUUAUUUCUCGACCGGACUUCGCGAAUCACCAGAGGGAAAAGGAUGACAAAGCUGCUUGACGAGGAAAUUGAAGAGGAUGAGUUGUUCUGGAAUCAGGAUGCUCUUAAAGAGGAAGCCAAUGAUGAUAACUAUGAAGAGGAGCCAGAAGUUGCUGAUGAAUUUGAUAGCGAUUUUGAUGAUGAUGAGCCUGAGCCUGAUGAAGAAGGUGAAAAUGAUGCUGUUGAAAGGUUGCCAAAGAAGAAGCGAUUAAUAUUCCCAGGGAAGAGAUUGCCUAAGAAGAAGAAGAAGAAAGUCCUGUCUAAAUUGGAAACUGCUACUGAUGAUGAUAAACCAGCUGAACAGUCCACGGCAGAGGAGCAUCAUGAUGUACCAGAUGAUGGAGGGGAGAGAAUGAUAAGGAAGUCCACUAGAACUUCAGUAAUAGUUAGGCAAGCUGAGAGAGAUGCAAUACGUGCAGCCCUUCAAGCAACAAUGAAACCAAUCAAAAGAAAAAAGGAAGGUGAAGAGAAGAAAAUGACACAAGAGGAAAUGCUUCUGGAAGCUGCUCAAACAGAGAUCAUGAACUUAAGAAAUUUGGAGCGUGUUUUAGCUAGAGAGGAAGAAGUUAAGAGAAGAGCAAUUGUACAUAAAGCUGUCUACAAUGGCCCACAGUGUCGAUACAUAUCAAAAGAUGGUUGUUCAUUUUUAGAAUUCAGCAAGGGGUUGUCAUUUCAGUCUGAAAUAUCCACAAAAUCUGUACCUUAUCCGGAGAAAUCUGUUUGUGCAAUUACAGGUUUGCCUGCCAAGUACUGUGAUCCGCAGACCGGCCUGCCUUAUGCAACGCCUGAUGCUUUUAAAAUAAUUCGUCAACGAACUUUGAAUGAAAAUUCUGGCGCUAGAAAAGAAAUGAACAUGGGGUGCUUACACGAUGCAAUUUCUGGAAAAGGUUUUUUGGGUAAGCAAAAGCGAUCAAUAAUGCCAAAUAAAAAUGGAGAUUCUUUUCAUCAUUCAGCAUACUUUCGUAGAUUUCUUGUUCCAGAAGAUGAAGAAUCUGACUAGCUGCUUUGUUAUACAAAUGCGGAGGAAUGGGAUUUACAUUUACUUUAGCAUGUCUGAUGUGGCCCAUCUCUCUAUCUCCAUCACUACAAAAUUCCCUGUACUGCAACAUUGAACUCAAGUGGGCAUUUCAUACGGCAAAAUCUUGGCUCCUGCGGCUACGGGAAAUUGAGAUGUGAAGCAGCAUCCCUACAAUAUGGUGAUGUUGGAUAAACCUGUCCUAGUUGGAAUCUGGGUGGCUAAAAUGAUAAUAUGAAAAGAGUUGGCUGAAUAAUGUGAGACUUUGCUUUACGCAAAAGGAAUCAAGGAUCUCACUAAUUGAGCUUCUUUCGGAGGGAUGUAAAAGAAAUUCUGAGCUUGAUGGAAGUGUCAAUAUUCUGUAAAUAUUGUUAUCCUUCAUCUUCCCCACUUGUAAUUUUAUAAUGCCACUCGUUUAGUCAUGGCAAGAUGUUUUUUUGUUUUGUUUUGUGCUCUUUUAAGAUCAUUCAUUCAGUCAUGUGACCUGUUCUGUCUUGAACCUUU